UCUGGCGGCUGGGAAGGCACCUUGAAGUUGUAGCAUCUGGUUGCAAAAACCCCAAGAGACAGCGAGAAAUGGAGAGAAACCAGAGAUAUUGACGGCUGAUGUUCCAGGCUCUUGGGAAGUUCGACGUAUGGGGUCCUCCAGCUGAGCGAUGAGAAAUUAAUGGGCAAACGAAAGAGGCAGGCGAGCCCGGGGUCUUCUGCCGGAGGUGAAGACAGGAGGUGGGAGGAAAAGGAAGAAAACCGUCCGUCUGAGCAUGGCCCACAGAACAUGGUAUCGAAUGAGGCUAAAGAAAUCUCCUGUGACUGGUUUCUGCUUCUUGCUCGCCUUGUCUGUGGUGGCUCUUACUAGUUUCUCUUCGACAUCCCUGAACAGCUACAAGAAGUCCAGUUUCCAAUACCUGCCUGGGAACGAGCCUCAAGGGAAAGCUGCCCAUCUCAAGCGUUUGUGGGCAUCCUCCACUGCCCCCAUUGCCUGGCAUCAAAUCCGCCGGGAAUGGCCCAGCCAUCAGGGAAGACAAGCUCUGCCAAACCCCAGCUCAGCCAGCAAACAGAAGAGCCAGGCUGGGCGAAAUCUUAGGGGUUUAAAAUCAAAGCGGCAGGUUAAGAAACACAACGUCGUCGCAGCAAAAAGCUCUGAAUGCAGCAGAGAACUCCAGCGCCAAGCCUAUCCCUCCAGGACUGGCCAUAAAAACGUGAGAGAGUUUGAUGUCCCUUUUGCCAGUGAAGAUCUGAGCUCCUCUCUUGGCGCAAAGAAAGUGGUGGGUCGGAAACCGCAGAGGGAGUCGGCCGCGUCCUCUCACCCUUUCCGAGAUGCGGAGCUUGGAGCUCUUUUAUAUCCCAAGAAUGCGUCCACAGGCCAGCAGACUUCUCCGCAGGAACAAUGUAAGUCAGAUGCGCAGACAGCUGGAGCCAGGCAUCAACGCUCAGGUGUCGUCAAAACCAUCACCUCGGGCAGAAAGUCGUUCCGCAGCAUGACAGGCAUUGGGGAACCGAUGGAAAACUCUCGCUCUCAGAACCCAGAACCACCUCCGUUUUGGGCCAGAGAUGCAGAGGAGCUUCAGAAAUCACAGUGGUGCAAGGAGCCCCAACCCAACGGCUUUUCUGUAAGACGAGAGGGCAGUCUGAGGUUGGGCGAGAAUGCCGUACCGUGGUUUACCCUGGACGAUGUGGAGAAGAUGAAACUCCUUGCCAAUGGCACAGUUGUGAGCAAACACCGAAUCCCUGCCCACGGGCAAAUACUCCGGGUCGUCCUUUCGCCCACCCAAGACGCCAUUUCCCACGAUGCCAAAAGACUCUGUUCUGAGGGGCUGUGCGGAGUAAUCAAAAGGCCCACCGACCUCUAUGAGGUUCUGGCUUUCCACUUGGAUAGAGUCUUGGGGCUACACCGGAGCCUGCCUGCAGUGGCCAGGAAGUUCGUCAGUCCCCUGCUACCGUACAAAUAUACCGAAGGUGCCGCCAGACCCAUUGUAUGGUGGGCCCCUGACAUACAACAUCUGAAUGAUCCCGGAAACGACCAGAACUCUUUUGCUCUAGGGUGGCAGCAGUACCAGGAGCUGCUGAAGCAACGCUGUGGCAUGGAAGAUUCCAGAACAUCUCUUGGGAAGGGACGAUGUUUGACUGUCCUGCAUUCAGAAUGGGCCAAACUGGCCCUCUUUGACUUUCUCCUGCAGGUCCACGACCGCCUGGAUCGAUACUGCUGUGGCUUUGAGCCAGAUCCUUCUGAGCCCUGCGUUCAGGAAAUGCUCCACGAGAAGUGCCAAAACCCUGCCGAGCUGGUCUUGGUUCAUAUCUUGAUCCGGAAGAGCAAGCCUUCACACUUAGUAUUUAUUGACAACGCAGGCAGACCGCGCCAUCCAGACACAAAACUGAACUUCAGGCUGCUGCAAGGCAUAGAUGGGUUUCCUGAGACAGCUGUGACUGUGCUCAGGUCAGGAUGCUUGCAAAACCUGCUUUUGCAAUCUCUGUAUGUCGAUGAGGAAUUCUGGGGAAACCAAGGUGGACGUGAAGGAAUGAAGCACUGGCUCCAAACCAUCGACAGGAGAGGACAGAUUCUGCUUAGGUAUAUUCAGGAGCACAACUUAACAGUCACAAAAGAAUCCUCGCUUUAGUCUUUCUUGACAAGGGUGACACGCUCACCUGCAACGAAAAGGAGCUUUUGAGCUUUGUCUGUGAAAAUGCCUCUGUGCCCAGAUCUGCCAGCAGACACACAGGCCUUUGACUGGCUAUGUAACUUCUGUCAUAUGUGAAUUCUGUAAAUAAAGCUAAUUUU
Molecule: messenger RNA, 2268 nt
Organism: Lacerta agilis (Sand lizard)
Lineage: Eukaryota; Metazoa; Chordata; Lepidosauria; Squamata; Lacertidae
Gene: GASK1A
Product: golgi associated kinase 1A
Exons: 5
Coding region: 254-2107 (617 amino acids)
Cellular component (GO): Golgi apparatus
Source: RefSeq, a predicted model, not a curated record